Molecule: messenger RNA, 4908 nt
Organism: Folsomia candida
Lineage: Eukaryota; Metazoa; Arthropoda; Collembola; Entomobryomorpha; Isotomidae
Exons: 6
Coding region: 2724-4097 (457 amino acids)
Source: RefSeq, a predicted model, not a curated record
AUUAUUAUAGUUCGCGGGUUUAUUGAUUUGUCAAUAUACUCGCUAGAGCGCGCAUUCCCAUUCAUUCCCGGACGUUCUUUAAAUACACAUUGAAAUGCAUAUUGUAAAUUGAGAAUGAAAAAUGCCUAAGAAAAAUGGGCUUAAUUCCUGCAGAUGAAAUUUUGAUUCCGCCUAUAAAAGGGAGGCGAGGUUGACCUGGUCGCGCCAGGAAAAUCAGAAGGGAACUGGUCGCUUCAGUAUCUCUUGUCUGAUGGGUUUCGUAAGGAUUCACAAUUGAUAAGGAAAUUGUGUAUGAAACAUUCCUCUCAUUAUUGCAAAUUUACUAGAUAAUACGCCAUAAGCAAAAAAAAGAAGCAUUUUCAGCAUAUUUCUUAUCUCGUUGUCGUUGUUAAGAUUUUCAUGAAACACCUGAAUACUUAGAAAGAUUGAGAUUUCACUCAUACUCGAUUAAUAACUUAAAAUGGAUCCGUAUCAAAAGUAUUCUUCGGUCAAAGGAAUACUUUGGAUAAAGGUCACUGUUUUAUUCAGUGGGGCUGACCACCUUACUGCAUACAAACAAAAUCAAAAUCUGCACCAUUUUAAAUUAUUUCUUUAUAUUAUAAGAGUUUGACAAAACGGGUUUGACAAAAGUAUUGCAAAAUCCCGACUCAAUAGUUAUCACUUGAAGCAAGGUGUAUUAUGAUGGCUCCAGAAAUGGGACACGUGUCUUGCUGUUGCCUUAAUAACUAAUUACAUACAUACUUAUUUAUCACAAUUCAUGAAAACUAUGUCCUUUUAUAUCCCUAUCGAUACUUAAGAAUAUUGUGAUCACUUCCAUCUUCGUAAACUUUGUAAAUUUUCGUAAAGUUGGUUAGCAGCGUAAACCGAGUAAAUGAAGCUUUUCGUCUAACAAGUGCCUAUCAGAAAGUUGUAUAAAAAUGCACAAUGGAUGGAUAAGGUCACUAGUAAUAUUUGGUUCAAUUUUUUGCCAAGAAAUUUUUUUAAAUAAGUUGCCCAGAAAAAUAAAGGUAUCAUGGUCAUCUCAUGGAGCAUAUGUAUAUAAAUUUAAAAAUGAAUUUGGUUCAGUUCACAUUAUAAGGUCACCAUGAAUUAAGUUAAUUGAAUAUUUUACUUAAUACUGGCGUAUCAUUUUCAUCCUACGAUUUUAAGAGCAACGUUGGAAAUACUCAAAAAAUAAUGCACCUCAUCCAGGCAUGGAUUUUAUUAUUUUCGUCACUAUCUUCACAAUGGGCGGACUCACGUCACCUUCGUCGGACAUGCAAAAUAUUUAAAAAAUUAAAGUAUGAAUCAUGGGAAGAAAAUUAUUGUGACUUUAAACUAAAACUUGAAAAUUGGCAGGAAAAUAUUUCGUUACGUAAGUCGCAUCUACAUAAAUAUCGCAUAUGGUAGGAAAUUAUAAUUUUUUAUGAACAUAUUAUUAUCCUGACCAUUAUGCUUUUGAAUUAAGAACGAAGUAAAACACGGCGCAAAAUAAGUAAGAUAAUCAUGUGCAAACAGAAUGACAUGGAUUAUGACCGCAGCAAUCUCUUUAAAGUGUUACACAGGGUUCUACGGUACAUUACAUGCUUAAGUUAUGUCAGGUAUUCAACUGGUGUCAAGGUUGUAAUCUGUGGAUUUAAUUAAAUCGGGCAAAUUCUAAUAAGCCUAAAAAAUUAACACCGAGUUCAAUUCUUAAUUUUCCAUUGGAAUUCUUAAUUUUAUUCUAUUUUCAGUUCUUCUGGUAUUUUAUAAAACAAGACGACACCCUGCGAUAUCAUUGUUUUUAUUUAAGAAAAUUAAUAUUUUCUUUUAAAUUUCAGUUUCUCUGCUUAGCCGCUUAUACAAAUUGGUAGAAAUUGGUGGCUGGAUAAGUUAUCUUAUUUAUUAAUUUAUCAUUUUUGCAUGACAAUUUCCGAAUUUGGUUUUAAUCAUUGUCGUUCAAUUUUACAGCCAUAUUCUCUUCUCUCUCUUCACUCGCUCAAUCUCUUUAUUUUCAAAUAAUAGUAAUGUAAUUAGUAAAGGUGUAUUAAUUCGACUUUACAAAAUCUUAUCAAUUUGUUGAUGUUGUAUAGUUAAAUUGUAAAAAUGAAUUCUUAUAGUAUUUAUGCAAAUUUUAAGCAAUGCAAAUUGUUACAUAUUAGGUUAAUUGCAAAUUAUUAUUGUAAUAUUAGUGCCUAAAUUCUAUUCCAUGCGGCGUACUUUUUGUGUCAUAAUUGUGAUCUGUUGAGACUAUACUUGGUCAAAUUAUCACUCCAGUCAGAAAUAUCACAUGGAAAAUUGUCUUUGGCGUAAACUUGCAAUGCUUCUUUGCAUUAUGUAAUCUUGUCUUUAAUCCGUUACCAGGUUAUAAUGUUGAAACAACCAUCUACUAUUAUCCAAUAUUUGAUCUGUCAUAUCUGAUCUGAACUUUUACACAAAUGUGAUCCUUCUGUAUUACGUCAUCAAAAAUUCUCGAUUUUACCACCCACCCACCCAACGUAAACAUGAAGGGAUAGAGGAUUCUAACAUGGGAAAGAUAGGAAGGCCUAAGCCACCCACUAAAAUUAUGACGUAAUAUGUGGACGUUCCCUAAUGUUGAAAUAAUUUCAACAACGCUAAAAAUUAUAUUUCUUCACAAAACUCCAAUUUGCGCAUGUAUGGAUGUGCGGUCAGUUUGGUAUGGUCAAUUUGGAUCUCGUGUUUUUGUGGGUGUAACAGCCUUAGAAAUCAAAGAACGGUGCUCAAAUUUUGAGCACCGUUAAAAUAUGGUGAUUUCAUCCAUCUGUUCCUGGCUGCGUGUCAAAGACGUGAAAAACUGUCGCCUCGUCUCCCACGACUGGAACAUCGCGGCCAAACCGAUCCUCAAGCAGAAAAGUGUUAUUAACCUUUCCAGUAAAUUUUACGAAUCAGAUAUCGCUCGAAAUGAGAGGUUCCGAAGACGUAUGGCCUCCUUCGGACAGCCCCACCAUGUCCACAUUGAGGUCUCCAAGUACUCCAGACUUCACGGCUUGACGAGUACAAAUGAACUUAGCAAUGUCAACUUUUUCACGAAAUUCCUGUCCCCUCAAAAACUCGGGAUAACUGCAGAGAUUAGUUCGGUGUUAAUGGUCCAAUUUUUGGAAAAGAUCCUCCUCAAUUCGUCUUCCAACUUGGUCCAAGUCGAGUUAGGUCUGGAUGUCGAUGACGAUUUAAUUAGAGGGGACGAUCCUUUAAGAGAAUUUUUCAACGGGGCGGAAUUUCCCAGAGUGAAAAGGCUGGACCUGCCAUUUUCCAGGGUAAAUUGGUCACUCGGGAAGGUUAAGGUGCCACAAAUUGUGGCCGCUUUUCCGAACAUUACAGAACUCCGGGUUGAUUCCGACCUCCUGCCAGUUCUGUUUGUGGAGGGGGGUUCAUCCCCAAGAUUCUUGUCCAAGUUGUGGAUCACUGGUGGCAUGUCGGGCUACAAGUGUAACGCCAUACUGCAUUUAACCCAGCCCCUUAAGCACCUCCACAUCGAGGAAGCCUUCGAUCCAUCCGUACACCAUUGGAAACCUGGUCACGACACCGACAUCUCGCCCUCUUUGUACGCCGUCCUCUCUAAAAACUGCCACACCUUGGAAUAUCUCGACCUCGGCCUGGCCGAACUGCGGGAAGACUCUGAAACCUGGAAAUUUCCAAGUUUUCCUAACCUCAAACGAUUAAACGUCAUGAAGGGAUUCUAUUCGAAUGACAACCAUGCUGUUCGUUUCGAUUCGGAAAUUUUAAACUAUUCAGAAACAUUUCCGAAGCUGGAGGAGUUGCAGUUCUCUCCAUGGGAGGGCGAUUGGACGCCCUAUUUCCAGUCCUUCUUUCCAGCGGGGAAACACAUUUGCGCAAGCGUGACACGACUCCACAUUUCGGACGGGAAGGAACACGCCAAUUUUAUUGAGAUGUUUAGAGAACGGGACCAGGGAAAAAUUAACGCCAGAUUUGUCCGAAUUCUAAAUUUGUUUCCAAAUGCGGACAACCUUUUCAUGCAGGAAUUGAAAAGUUAUUUAGUAAAGAAGGGACACAUUCUGAAACCAAGGAGUAACAAUAAUCGAAACCGGAAGUUCGGGAGCCAAACGAGAGCGAUGACGAAAAAGAAGAUGGGUUCUUCGUAUAAUUUUUACAGUUUGUAGCGCUGAUUUUUGUGAGUGAAACCAACGGAACCAAUAAUUAGGUUCGACUACGUCCCCCUUUUUACUCAACCUUUAAUAAAUUUUAUCUGUUUAUGUAACAUUAUUUUGGAGUAACAAUAAUCAAAACCGGAAGUUCUUGAGGCACCAAAAAUUGAUUUAUGUAGUCAAGAUUAGCACAGUUUUUAGAGCUGACCCAGCGUUUUCGCGAACUUACGGCGCUUAUAAUUAUUUUUUCGCAUCUGGUCAAGAACCGCAUUCAAUUAUUGUUUCUCUAAAGUGUUGUUCUUUCAAAGUAACCUAGUCAAAAAAAUAUCUGGCUUGAACAUGGUUUGCAUCCCUAUUCAAUUAUUACCUUUACUCUUUAUUGAGGUAACAUUUUGCAUGGUUCGCUUUUUAAGAGUUGCUUUUACUUUAGAGUUGCUUCUACUAUAGACUUACAGGACUGAAAAGUUAGUGAAAAGCUUACAAUUAGCGUUAAUAUUGACUGAAAUAAAUUUUACAAAUUUCGAAUUAAGAUUGUUUGUUACCUGUAUAAAAAACAGAUUCGAAAUUAAUUUGAUUAAUGCAUUUUAAUCAAUUCUAAUGUAUGUAUUAACAUUUUUAGUUAUUUAGUAACUCAAACCUUUUCUUGUUGUUCUUUGUUAAAAAUUUCAAUUGUUUUUGUCUAUUCAGCAAUUUUAAAGUGAAACGCGAAUUAUUGUCUAGAUACGUAUUUAUAUGCAAACAAUUAUUUAUGGUAAAUACAUUAACAAUUUCUAGCGAGGAAUUAAAUAAAGGGCGUCUCAUAUGUAAAGUGCAAAUGGAAAAAUGA